Messenger RNA from Ceratitis capitata (Mediterranean fruit fly), 1725 nucleotides. It is a transcript of the gene CAH7, whose product is annotated as putative carbonic anhydrase 3. The coding region runs from base 350 to 1267 and encodes 305 amino acids. Gene Ontology annotation, molecular function: carbonate dehydratase activity; zinc ion binding. NCBI's taxonomy places the organism in Eukaryota, Metazoa, Arthropoda, Insecta, Diptera, Tephritidae. The record is from RefSeq and is a predicted model, not a curated record. The transcript has 5 exons. Gene Ontology annotation, cellular component: cytoplasm.
CGUUGAGAUUUUGUUCGCUACGGUUUGCUUGCCAACACAUCCUAAUCCAUUUGGCGGUGGCUUAGUAGUAGUGUUUGUUUUGUUUGUUUGUUUGUUUGUUAGCUGUCCGCUAUUUUGUCAUCUUCGCCUGAUUGCUCGAUAGCUCGAGGCGGUGUCCUGUGACAGAUAGACAAGUGAAGCACUUUGAUUAUUGGACGCUGUUAUUUUUUUUUUGCUUUACCACGAAGGAAAACAACUAAAAUAUUAAUAUAAGUUCUUACAAAGUGUCAACCGUUUACAACAAGUACGCUGUGUGGAUUUGCUAAAAAUUCCUUCUUCAUACAACGAACAGGAGAAAACGCUGGAAAAAAUGGUCACAAAAGUGAUUUUCACCUUUGCAAUUUUUCUGUUUUCGGGCCUUCAGCGAACAGAGGCUUCAUCGCACUGGAGCUAUCCAGAUCGAGAUUUAGAUGAAGCGUUUCCCAACUGGGGCGGCAUCUGUGAUACUGGCACCCGUCAAAGUCCAAUCGAUUUGAGCGUAUCCAAGUCCCUAAAGGGUGUGUUCGACGAACUCAAGCUAGAUAAUUUCAAUGACAAGCAAACUGGAGUCACGAUCGUCAAUAACGGACAUUCCAUACAAUUGGCUAACUUUAACAACGAAAUGGAGGUGGAGGGUGGUCCGCUCUUGGACGAUUACGUUGUCGAGCAAAUUCAUCUGCAUUGGUGGUCCGAACACACGAUCAAUAGUGUACGCUACCCGCUUGAGGCGCAUAUAGUGGGUCGCAACAAACGUUAUGCUAAUGUAACAAUGGCGUCAAACUUCAAGGAUGGAUUAACCGUUAUAGCGGUACUUUAUCAUGUGUCCAAUGAGCGCAAUAAAGCCAUCGAUCAGAUUAUUGAUUAUUUGGAAGAAGUAAAGGAAUUCGAUAAGCUCAAUCAGCCGGUGCGUAUGAAAAAUCCAUUUGUGGUGCGUGAGCUGUUCCCCAAACUCAAUGGCUAUAUGACCUACGCUGGUUCGCUGACCACACCGUCCUGCGCUGAGGCGGUGACUUGGAUUGUGUUGAGCGAAACUUUCCCGGUAACGUUGAAGCAGAUUGACAGCUUCAAAGAGGUUCAGUGCGAGGAGAAACGUACACUAAAGAACAACUAUCGGGAUUUACAAAAGGUGAAUAAUCGUCCAGUGAUUGUGGUGCUACCCGAAGAGAAGAGUGCGGCGGGUGGCGGUAAUCCUCUGCAGCUUUCCGUGGGCAGCUUGCUCCUUGUGCUUUUGGUUUCUAAAUUCCUUUGAUGUGUUGAAAUCCUAACCUAAGUGAAUAUCAUAGUCUUUUAAGUAUAAAUUCAAUGUUUAUAAUUGUUAAACUAUGCUGUGCUUGGCCAUAUAACUGUAACUGCGAUAAAAUGGCAGUGAAAAAUACAAUAAUAAUAAUAAUAAUAAUAAUAAUAAUAAUAAUAAUAAUAAUAAUAAUAAUAAUGAAAAUAAUAAUAAUAAAAUUGUUAUUGCUUUAAAAAUCACAAAAACAAAUAAGAAAUCAAAGUGUCAUAAAAACGAUUUUAAUAAUAAUAUUUUAUAUAUUUUUCCUACAUACACUAUGUAUGUAUAUCGAUGUAUUUAUGUAUGUAUGUAUUUUUAAUUAAAUUUAAGUAUGAUCGUAUCUCAUUGUUACAUAUAAUGCAAUAUGGUUGUUGAGCAAUUAUGUCUGUGCGUUUAUGUAUUUGUGUUAUUUAUAUGUGUAAAAUCAAUGUCCU